AUGACCCAUUCGACGACGGCUCGCACAGCUGCACAGGCGGAAGAGCAGGCCAGCUACCUCGCCAGUAUGUACCCUCCAUGGACUCUCUUACACAUGCUGCUCCAGCACCACAAACCCCUUCUAUCGACCUCACUUCUCGAGGCACUCCUCGACAACCCCUUCUCCUCGCCUUUGCCCGCUGUCACAACCUCUACCACUGUAAUACCUUCUUCCUUGUCCGCCAAUCCUUUGCCGUCACACUUCCCGGCCACGCCAUGGUCAGAGAGCACGUCAGAGCCCACCCAUUCGCUUCGACGCCCAAGGGCAAAACUGUCAAGGUACUUGAUCCAACGACUCCACUUUGGAUACUAUGGAAACAAAAGCCUCUUCUCCGAGUCUGCCGUCCGCUACCUGACUGCGCGAGCUCGGCUCGAGUACGGUUACUUUGCCAUCCGGGGUCGAGCCUUCUGGAACGUCAGCCAGGAAGACAUCGACAGCCAUCAACCACCACCAGAAGAGGACGAAAGGGGCGACAAAGAGGUCCGGGACAAAAAGUCAAAAGGAUCCUCAUCCUCAAGAGCACAACAAUCACACCAACAACAGCAACAGUCUGGCCAAAGUGCAGGAUCAGAAGGCGUUGAUCCAACAGCAAACAAGGACGACGACCUCGCCGCCCUAACCAACUCGGAGUCAUCGACUAGUCUGGGACGUCAACAGGGACACGGCGUAGGAGGAACGAGCGCUGAUAGCAAAACAGAGCAACUCAACAAACAGGAUCAGCAACAAAAGAUGGCCAAGGCACAUCGGAGGUGUGAGGCGCGGGAGGAAAUACUACUUAUGAUGGAGGUCACUCGAUUCUGCGAACGCAACUUGCCUAGCAAUUUCACGUUAGAGUCGCUCUCACCAGCUUUGCCCCUCUUUGGACGGCUCGAGACAGGGAUCUACUGGCGACAGGUUGCCUUUACAAAGUGGAUCAAUUCGGUCGAGGGUCUGAGCAAUGCACAGUUGGCCAGGAUACCCCCUUCACCGUUUCUUUGUCGGCGGGUCGAUGCAGCCUGGAUGGAGCACAUGGAGCAAUUGCCAACGAACGAGACACCUAUCCUUUUGCCGAGUCAAAAAUCCAGAAACCGAGUCCAGCAGGAACUACACUGUGCACAGGACGAUGCUCGCCUGUUCCAGAUUGCCUCGGGGAUCUUUGAGGGACUUGCGACUCAUCCUAGAAAGUCCAGGAAACCAGCUCGACCGCUCAUCGACGGACCAUUCAAACUCUCCCUGGAUAUUCUUAAGAGUCUAAUCGUCGACUAUGGGUAUCUGCCCUUGCCCGAGGACGACAUGCAACGAAAGAUUCAUUACAGAGGCGGCGACAGGAUUCCAACAGGGGAUCAGGAGUCGUUCCCGAGUGAUGGAUCCCAUGUGGUCAACAGGCGGGGUCUGAAGGGUGAGGGGACGUCCAUUUGGUACUUUUAUGAUCUCCAACGUAUCGAGAUCAUCGUGGUCUACUUGAUGUUCCGAGCACCGGAGGUUUUGAACUGGAUGUUUGAGCGUGGAUUCGAGUUAGAGCCACCAUUGGGACCAGGAGGACCAACCUUUUCUCGAACGCUUCUGUUGCAGUGCUGCUUGCCUGGAUGUCAUGCGAUGGUCCGCCAUAUCUACCGAUCGUCUCCAACGGCCGCCUUCAUGAGCCCAAUCAUUAUCAUCAGUCGAGUGAACGAAGAGCUCCUGGGCCUUGGCAACAAACCUAGACACGUCGAGUUCCAGAGACAGGACUUUGUCGAGGCACUCAAAGGGGUCCCAGCAGUUUACCUGGCGGAUUCUCUCGCCAUCCUCAUAGGCGUCGGCAUGGACACCACGGUAGUUCAGGAUCGACUCACGGAACUAUUACAAAUCUCGGGAGGUCCCGCAUCUUUGGAUGUUGAAAAAUCUGUCUUGAGCAUGCUGGUAGGUGUCUCAUGA
Linnemannia hyalina is the source of this 1932-nucleotide messenger RNA. Lineage: Eukaryota; Fungi; Mortierellomycota; Mortierellomycetes; Mortierellales; Mortierellaceae. The record is from the annotation of a GenBank genome assembly.